This is a messenger RNA of Neurospora crassa OR74A, 2897 nucleotides long. RefSeq names its product mitogen activated protein kinase kinase 2, variant (gene mek-2). Gene Ontology annotation, molecular function: ATP binding; protein kinase activity. The coding region runs from base 713 to 1891 and encodes 392 amino acids. Gene Ontology annotation, biological process: protein phosphorylation. NCBI's taxonomy places the organism in Eukaryota, Fungi, Ascomycota, Sordariomycetes, Sordariales, Sordariaceae. The transcript is spliced from 5 exons. The record is from RefSeq and is a predicted model, not a curated record.
CCUAGCUCCCAUCAGGUUCCCGUCCCUCUUCUCAUCACAACCAGACCCCACCUUGGGACUGUGACCGGACAGAACAACGGCGAGACCUGACGGGACCCAGCGUAGGUUAUUACCACCUCCCUCUACCAUACACUUUCAACCUCUUUCCACCCUAAAAACAUUGGCCUGUUCCCUCGACUCGGUGUUUCCUUCACCGCCUGGACUAAGGCUUCCCCUCUUCGAAUAAAUCCCCGCCAAAAGCGAUUCGUCUUUGCGACUUAGUGUCCAGUCUUCUUUCUCCUUCAGCUGAUAGCGCGUUUGUGGGACUGGGAUACUGGACGACGGCAUCAAAGGGUUAUUAUCAUCACCAACCGCAGACCCUUGGCCCCCUUUUUACCUUGCUUUUGGUUUUACGACAGUUAGUUUCGAAUCGAUCGCCUUCCCGCUCCUCUACCUUGGCCUUGGGUUGAUUCAACAAUAACAAAUACCCAAUCCCCAGCACUGGCAUUCCGGCCUGACGGUUGUCGACCUCGGAAUCCACAUCUCAUCUCCGUACAAGUGGCGUAUCGCAUUGCAUCAGGCUUCUAUCUCUGAUCGCCUCCUCCCACCUCCAGUCCUCGACUUGUCAAGACAUCCAAGACAGAAGAACGAGAGCGCCAGGACCUGCGACUCUCUCCAGACAAAAACCGCAAUAGAGGAAGCGUACCCGACUACGCUUAAACAAACAGACAUCAUGGCCGACCCAUUUGCCCCGCGCUCCAUGAAGCGCAAGAACGUCAAAGGUCUUGCCUUGGCUCCUGCCGCUCCCAAGCCCCCGCCGACGGCCGAGACCUUUUACAAGGAUAAAGACGACGACAACAAUGCCCAGCUAGAGAUCGGCAUCGAGUUCAACCUGGACCUCAGGCCCGAAGAUCUGGACCUCAUCAAAGAGUUGGGAGCUGGAAACGGAGGCACAGUCAGCAAAGUCAGGCAUAUCCCGACAAAUACAGUUAUGGCUCGCAAGGUUAUCCAUGUUGAGGCCAAGAAGGAGAUGCGCAAGCGUAUCGUUCGCGAGCUUCAGAUCAUGCACGGCUGCCAUUCCGAAUACAUUGUCACCUUCUAUGGCGCCUUCCUUAACGAGCACAACGAUGUGAUCAUGUGCAUGGAGUACAUGGAUGUUGGCUCGCUCGACCGUAUCUCCCGUGUCUUCGGUCCAGUCCGCGUUGAUGUCCUCGGAAAGAUUGCUGAAGCUACCCUUGGCGGUCUCACGUACCUCUACUCCAAACACCACAUCAUGCACAGAGACAUCAAGCCCUCCAACAUCCUCGUCAACUCAAAGGGCCACAUCAAGCUUUGCGAUUUCGGUGUUUCCGGAGAGCUAGUUAACUCUGUCGCCGACACCUUUGUGGGUACAUCCACAUACAUGGCUCCCGAAAGAAUCCAGGGCGACAAGUACACAGUCAAGUCUGAUGUGUGGAGUUUCGGCUUGACUGUCAUGGAGUUGGCGAUUGGCAAGUUCCCGUUCGCCAGUGAUCAACUUGGGGAUGAUGCUGAAAAUGCUCCCGCCGGUAUUCUCGACCUUCUCCAACAAAUUGUUCACGAGCCAGCACCGAAGCUACCCAAGAGCGAUGCUUUCCCACAAAUCCUUGAGGAUAUGAUCCAGAAGUGUCUUUACAAGGAACCCGAGAGGCGGCCGACGCCUCAAGAGCUCUUUGACCGCGAUCCCUUUGUACAAGCGGCGAAGAGAACCCCAGUCGACCUGAGAGAGUGGGCCUGCAGCUUGAUGGACCGGGACAACCGCAAGUCUCAUCUGCAGCCACAACUCUCUCCGUCGUCGCACGAUUUUCUAAGGUCCAGCGAUGAACCUACACCCACUUCAGCCGAACAGGCAGCGCUGGCCGCACAGGUGGACCGUCUGUACAUCCGGGACUAGGGAGCCGAGCAGCUACGACUGGCUCUCAGCCCAGAUACCCGCAGCAGGCUCCUCCUCCUCCUCAUCCUCCGUUCGAAAAGAGGCCCUCCAUGUCAACCGGCCAUUCGUAUACCAGUUCCUCGUCCUCGAGCCGAUCGGGCUUCGCCCUACCCAUCCGACCGGGGCCUCCGGGCCAGCCGAUGCCGCCGCCGCCCCCACGAAGACAGUUGACAGCGGAGGAACUGCAGAGGGAAAGUCGCCGACAAGCCGCAAUGCAGCCUCCAACUGGCCGAUUUUGAGUUGAGUGUUGCAUGUGAUGGAUCUUGAGAGGAUGUUUCUUUGCAUGAAUAAUACUCAACCCUCCCCCUUUCUUUUGCAGCUCCGCUUUGCCCGUUUACCCCCCCUGUGUUUUGCAUAUAUACGUUGACCUUCCCAGACUGCGUUUGAUGUCACUUUUCUACAUGCGCCUCAAGACCACCGGUUUGGUGAAGAUAGUCAUUCGAACAAUCAGCGGGUCUACCUUGACGGUGCUGGCUCACCUCAGUGGUACGGCGAUAGCAUUUUGUUGAGCAGAACGUUGGGUCUCUGUCAAAUGGGUAGCUAUGGUUAUGGCCAUCAUGAGUGGAAAUUGGGUCGACUGAGUAUAGGGAACGGGGAGGUGGUGGGUUGAUGGUGCUUGAUUUGAAGGAAAAGUGUAUGUGUGAGAAACUCCGAGUUUGCAUCUGAAAUCUGAUCUUUCUCAGAAUGGAAACUAUGUCUUGUCCGUUUUGCAUUUGUUCGGAGAAUGAGUACUGUCUAUGAUGGGUAUCUAGGUAUAUCAGUGGGCGCAUGAAGUAAUUUGUUGUGAGAUAUCCAAGCAAAACAACUGAUAAAAAGAACUGUUGUUUCGUCUGGAUAUCAUCCGUCAUCUCCUCUCAACCUUUUCUUCUCGCUACUAGUCAAACUCGAUUCUCGGAUUCUCCCCAUUCACCCUUCACAACAACCCCUCCUCCAAAACCUCAACCAACUGAUCCAACCUCUCGAUCAC